Gambusia affinis (western mosquitofish) is the source of this 5816-nucleotide messenger RNA. RefSeq names its product MCF.2 cell line derived transforming sequence-like 2 (gene mcf2l2). The transcript is spliced from 35 exons. Gene Ontology annotation, cellular component: cytoplasm. Gene Ontology annotation, molecular function: guanyl-nucleotide exchange factor activity. The record is from RefSeq and is a predicted model, not a curated record. The coding region runs from base 777 to 4388 and encodes 1203 amino acids. NCBI's taxonomy places the organism in Eukaryota, Metazoa, Chordata, Actinopteri, Cyprinodontiformes, Poeciliidae. Gene Ontology annotation, biological process: intracellular signal transduction.
AAAGAAGGUAGAGCAGCCAUCUGACUCAUCCUCUGCCUCUGCAUGACGCUGCGCCUUUAUAAGAGCAAACACAGCUUUAUCAAAGCAGCAGGAACAGUGGCAUACGUACUCAUCAAGCUCCACUUGAUAAGUACAAGCUUCUUGUAAAUGGGAUUGUUUUAAUUUCUUCGCCGUUUGUCAAGAGGCUUUUUUAAAAAUUAUUUUGAGGUAUUUUUUUUGUGUAAAAUUUGUUUUUUCUCACUUUGAGGAGAGGAACACCAUAAAAAAGCUGGACAUCUAGGUAGUUAAUGCCGUCUUGGAUAAUUAUUGAGUAAAAUGUUCUGUUUUUUUACUUAACAAGUUUAGUUUUUUGGCUUAAGUUGGAGCAUCUUACCCCAGUUUAAAUAGUUUUUUGUAUUCUCAGAAUGCUACAUGUUUAAUUCUUAGUAAUUUUUUACAUCUUACUUCAUCAACUAAUUUUUUUUUGAAACAUUAUUUUUUAAUGUUUCUUUUGCACUUUCUCAAAAUGGAAAUUAAUUGAUGGAUAUGCUUUGUCUCGAUUCAUAUCUGGGAGUGGCAUCACCGCUAACAUCACAGGGCAGAUCUGGUUACAGAAAGUAGAGGAGUUGUCAUUAAAAUUUGUUCGAUUAACAAGAAUAAAAUAAAAUUAAAGGAGUUACCUGGCUGAACAACUGAGAAGAAAACCUUAGAAAUCUGGAAGAGGAAACAGGAGUGAAAUCAGACAGGAGGUGUGGCAACAGAGGAAGGGAGAUUGUGGAUGCUGCCCACACCCUGAGAUGCUGUGCUGGCUGAGGGAGGACGAGAUGUCGGUUCAGGAACUGCUACAACGAGUGCAGUGUGUUGUCACACAUGUCGAUGAAAUCAUGCAACAAGAGAUCAGGCCCCUGCUGGCUGUGGACAUCAUAGAGCAGCUUCAUCGGCAGUUUGCCUUACUUUCAGGAGGGCGAGGAAAGGACGGUGCCCCCAUCAUCACUUUCCCAGAGUGCUCAGGCUUCAAUGAAGUGCCAGAGGAAGAUUUCCUUAAUGUAGUCACCUAUCUGACCAGCAUACCCAGCUUGGAUGCUGCCAGUAUCGGCUUUAUCAUCGUCAUCGAUCGACGUAAGGAUAAAUGGAGUUCAGUGAAGGCCUCUCUAUCCCGGAUUGCUGGAGCAUUUCCAGGAAAUCUCCAGUUGGUGUUGGUGCUGAGACCUUCCCGAUUCUUUCAGAGGACAAUAGCUGAUAUCGGAAUAAAGCUCCACAAGGAUGACUUUAAAAUGAAGAUUGUCAUGCUGAACACUCUGUCAGAUCUUCAUGGGUAUGUGGAUAAAAGCCAGCUGACCCAGGAGUUUGGAGGAAGUCUUGAGUACUCUCACAGCCAGUGGAUACACCACAGAACUGCCAUAGAAAACUUUGCCUUGACAGUGAAAACUACAGCGCAGCUGUUACAGAAGUUUGGGUCGGAGCUGUCAGAGACGGAGCUUCCCAAUGACGUCCAGAACACCAAAGACCUGCUCACAGCGCACACUGACAAACACAAUAACCUCAAGGAGGAGCUUAAGCUAGCUUUAAGACAAGGUAGUACCUUGUUUACCUGCAUCAAGGACCAGACAGCCAAAUCGGAAAGCCAAAAACUCAAGCCUGACGAGAUGGAGAACCAGACAACUGUGGAAAGACUCCUGGCCCAGCUUGAUGAAACAGAGAAUGCUUUCGAACAGUUCUGGUGUAAGCAUCAUCUGAAGCUAGAGCAGUGCCUGCAGCUGCGUCAUUUUGAACAGGAUUUCAGAGAGGUUAAAGUGACUCUGGACACACGGAUGGACUCCCUUAAAGGCCUUUCUGAUGCUGGAGAUUGUGUGGCCAGAGUGGAACAUCUGCUAAAGGAGCUCAAAACACUCCAGGAAAAGGUUCAGCCCACACUAGAAAAGGCCCAGCUCCAUGCCAUGCAUGGUGACCAGCUCAUCCAAAGUGACCACUAUGCCGUGGACUCCAUCCGGCCGAAGUGUGUGGAACUCCGGCAGGUCUGCGAUGAUUUCAGCAACGAAGCCAAGAAGAAGUCUGAUGUCUUGUCUAAGUCUUUACAUGUACACAUGGGCAUUGAGAAGGUUAAUCAGUGGUGUGAGUCUGGCAUCUACCUACUGGCUUCCCAAGCUGUGGAUAAGUGUCAGUCACAGGAAGGGGCAGAAUCAGCUUUAACAGACAUUGAAAUUUUCUUGGAGCUGGCAGAAAAGAACCACGUGACAGAACUGAGGAACCUCCACAACCAGUAUGAGGUUAUCCUGUCAGAGGAUGUAAAGGGCAGGGUCCUGAAAGCUCUCAAGCGACUGGAGGAUGUUCAAGAGAUGUUUGAGAAGCGACGUGUUAGCCUGAAGAGGCUAUCAGCCAAACAGACCAGACCCAUUCAGCCGGUGGCCCCACGACCUGAGUCGUCUCCUAAACGCCCUGCACCAAAGAACCCUGCCAGGACUCCUGGGGGCCAGCAGCCCUUGGCUAGAAAGCUCUCUGAUAACUCAAACAGUGGCAAGCCGCCAGCUGAAACAGAUCCUAACAAGAAGAAGAACAUACGCAAGACCAAGGGCAUCAAGAUUGAGGUGAUGCAUGAGGAAAGCCAGGGAGGCUCCACCCAUGUUGCUGUAUCAAACGAGAGUGAGGAGAGCCUGUCCAAUAGACGCAGACACAUAAUGAUGGAGCUGAUUGAAUCAGAAAGAAUUUAUGUGGAGGAAUUACAGAGCAUCAUGGAGGGCUAUGUUGCUGAGCUGAAUAACUCGGGGCUCUGCCACCUCAUCCCCCCCACGCUAGAGAAUAAGCAAGACGUGCUGUUUGGCAACCUGCCAGAAAUAUUUGAUUUUCAUAACAAAACAUUCCUCAUGGAGCUGGAGAACUGUGCAGAGAAUCCAGAACUGGUUGGAACUUGUUUUCUGAAGAGGAAAGAAGAGCUUCAGGUGUAUGAGAAGUACUGCCAGAAUAAACCCCGCUCUGAGGUGGUGUGGCGGCAGUGUGGAGACAGCCUCUUCUUUCAGGAGUGUCAGAAGAAACUGGACCAUAAACUGUCCCUGGACGCCUACCUGCUGAAGCCUGUACAGAGGAUCACCAAAUACCAGCUUAUGCUUAAGGAAAUGUUAAAAUGCAGUAAGGGAGAGGGGAUGGCUGAGCUGGAGGAGGCCUUAGCCACCAUGCUGGACAUUGUCAAGUCUGUCAAUGACUCCAUGCAUCAGAUAGCCAUCACUGGAUUUGAGGGCAACCUGAGUGAACUGGGGAAGCUGCUGAUGCAGGGAUCCUUUAAUGUGUGGACAGACCAUAAAAAAGGCCAUAGCAAGGUGAAGGAUCUGGCCAGGUUUAAGCCCAUGCAGAGGCACCUCUUCCUGUAUGAUAAGAUGCUACUGUUCUGUAAGAAACGGGAGGAGAACACUGAGGGACAUGAGAAGACCCCAUCCUACAGCUUUAAGCACUCGCUAAAGAUGAGCUCGGUGGGGAUAACAGAAAAUGUCAAAGGGGACAACAAAAAGUUUGAGGUGUGGUACAAUGGCAGAGAAGAAGUUUACAUAAUCCAGGCUCCCUCCAUGGAUGUGAAGAAUAUGUGGGUGUCAGAGAUCCGUAAAGUUCUUACAGGCCAGCUAGAAGCAUGCAGAGAAGCCAGCCAGAACAAUAACUAUGGAGUCCCAAUGAGGAAUGUUCGGAAGAUGGGCCUGAGGCAGUCAUAUUCAUCUAGUCCAGACUCAGGAUUCAGGAGAGCUAACCCAAGUCCAAACAUGAGGCAGAAAAAAGCUGAUGCUUCAGCCCACUCAGCUGUUAACGUUCGGAAGCAUUUCACCUUGCAGGGACUUUCUAACAGGAGGUCUCUUCCAGCAGAACCCACAGUAAAAGAGGCAGAGGUCACUCGACGCUUCUCUCUCACUUCCUCUCUUGCCUCCUCUUCCUCUGCCAUGCGACACACCAAAGGUCCCCUCUCUGCUAGCAUUAAGAGCAAGAGACACGAGAUAAAGAGUGAUCCCACUCCAUUUGGCUAUGAAGGUUGGUGUAAAGGAUUUGGCUUCCCUGCAGAUACGCUACGUGGUGCAAUGGCUGCACAUGGGAAGCAGCAGAGCAUGACCAGCAGCAUCGCUGGUGGUGCUGGUAGCAAAGCAGCUGUCCCCAGAUCAACCUCACAGCCAGGCUGGACCCAGAGACGUCUCCUCUCCAUGGAUACAGACGACUUUGAGACAAUUCCGUCCAGCGGAGAGGAAUCCUCCAACUCUUCUGAGGACGAAGCCGACAAUAAGAAUGGUGCCAGCAGCCGUUACCGGGUGCAGCUGACAUACGCGUCAUGUGAAGCAAAAGACCUCCAGUUUCUGGAGGAAGGAGAAAAUGGAAACUGCAUGAAAGCAGUGGACGUUUCAACUAAAUCAGAAAGCUUGCUGUCACUCAAAUCUGCAUGAUAUAUCUUCAGUGAUCUGUGUACAGCAGCACUCUCUGAGUCUGAAGAAAACAGCAUCAGUACUUGGGAAGAUGAAUCUCAGGACUGCAAAUAAAACCAGUGGACUGUUGUAAUUCAUUUGGCUUUGAUCUCAGACAUUGAUCAGCUUAAUAACUGCAGCCUUCGACAUGUAAUUUAAAAGAAUAGUACUUGUACUUCUUUUUAAUGGACGACAGAUAUGCUUUGCUCUUAUUGUUGUAAUUUUUUUGUUUGAUUCACUGAUGUUUGUCAGUGAGACUCCUGCAGGAAGAAGCUGGAACUUUCUUGAGUGCCAAUGUUAGAAAGCCUUCUUCUAUAUUUUUAAAAUCAUUUCUACUAGGGAUACACAAUAUAUCAGCACUAACAUCAGUAUCGGUCGAUUAGUAACUUUUUUAAUACAUCGAUUUGAUCAAUCAAACUAGGCCAAAAUUAACAACUGAUAUUUCUUUCUAUCUUGUUGCCAUUUGUUUCUGGACGGGAGAGAAGGAGGUUGGUCGUGUGGUAUUUGUUUGGUCAUGUGAUAGUAGUGUUGAUGCAGCAAACCUCAAACAGAGAAGCACUGGGAAAGUCAGACAUAUACACUAUUGGUUAUUAGCCAUACCAGCAAUAUUAAUAUCAUCUAUUGAUAUUGGUCCAAAUGUUCAUAUUGUUGCAUCCCUAAUUACUCCCACUGAGUGGAGCGGCUAUAUACAGUAAACACAUCCCAUAACUUCAGAUUUACUGUCUCUUCAGAAACUAUUCCAAACCCUUCACAUAUUGUACUUUUUAAAAUUAUUUUCAAUUGCUGCUGGUAAAAUGUGCUAAAUAUGUGAAAAGAUGAAAUUGACAUUUACUGACAGCAAAUUUUCUUGAAGCUGCUUUCUUCUGUUCCUAAAGCUGCAUAUUUAAUCGGUUCUGUAGAAAGAAGGGAAUAACUUCUCCGUAGUAAGAGAGCCCCUACAGUGCCCCGUCACAAAAGCAGGUGUCUCCUGGUAAAUGCUCGAUAUUCUUUAUUGUAUUCUCAGCCCGAGUAUUUAGUGUUUUAGUUUAAUUACAUCAAAAUCUUUUGCCACACUGGUCGAAAUUAUGAAGUGAAAAGGACAUGUGGACCCCAAAAAUAAAAAAAAAUCCAGAAAUGUGACUUUUAUUUUUACCCAACCAGCAAACUAAAAAUUUUAUGUUUUAAUGAAUUGAAUUAAAACAUUUGUAGAAAAUGUAUCUAUAAAUCAGUAUAAUUCUGAUUUAUAGAUGCAUAAAUCAGUGUAAAUCUGAGACAUAAAUGGGGUAAAUUAAAUUGCUCCACUGAUCUCCCUGACAGAACCCUCUGCAUUAACUGGGAAUGGGACCAGAACAAAACAAAACAAAAAAACCCACAAAAUGUCUCCUUUGUGGCUGCAUUGUCUCAUUAUACAAUCACAUGUGAAAACAAAAC